Cadophora gregata is the source of this 1910-nucleotide messenger RNA. RefSeq lists its product as uncharacterized. The record is from RefSeq and is a predicted model, not a curated record. The transcript is spliced from 2 exons. Lineage: Eukaryota; Fungi; Ascomycota; Leotiomycetes; Helotiales; Ploettnerulaceae. The coding region runs from base 1 to 1794 and encodes 597 amino acids.
AUGCCCUCGUCACCCACUCUACCCACUUCACCCUCCUCACCCUCCUCAUCAUCCCCUAUCACUCCCCCACCUCCAUACUCAUCCCCUUCUUCACCUCACUCCACCCACCCAUCUCCCAUCUCUCCCAUUCCCUCCAUCCUCUCCAGCCCCCAACGCCGUCGCCGCCGUCCCAGCGCACGCCAAAUCUCAUUCGCCGCCCUCGAACCAAAACCCAGGGAGGGGUUCUGGAAGGGCAUCCUCCCUCGCAAACAGCGCCCACCAACCCCGCGCUGGCCCCCUGCUCCCUCAUCUAACUCUAAUUGGAAGCGGAACUUGAGUAUCCUCGUUGUCUUUGUUGGGAUUUUGGGCAGUUUGUGGUUGGAUUAUUGGAUUGCGGGGGAUGGGGAGGGGCAGGGGGUUAGGCCGGUUGUGUGUUUUAUGGGUGGGGUUGCUGGUGAUGGUAGUGUUUGUGGUGUGGAGAAUUGGUUGGGGUUGGGGUUGAGGUUGAGGAAAUGUGAAGUUGGGAGGGUGGAAUCGAGUGGGAGUGGGCACGGGAGUGGGAAUGGGACUGGUGGUGAGGACCCUAAGGGAGAAGGGGAGGAUGAAGGGAAAGAUGAGGAUAAAGAUGGGGAUAAAGAAUUUGAGGAGGCAUUGAAAAAGCUGGAGAUGAAGGACAAGAAAGGGAAAGAUGAUGGUGCCACUGAAGAGGAGGGAGGUUCUGAAGUUGAACGCGGUUUACGCUUCAUGGAGGAUAUCGAGGGCAUUGUGGACUUGACAAACUUGUUAGUCGCGCAUUACAACUCGGAUUCUGAUCUUGAUUUCAAAAUGGAGCCCAAGAGCGAUAGGGCAGAGUACUGGACCACCAAGAAAAGAGCUUUCGUCUACGACACUCAAUCUUUGCACCUCUCUCUCAAGCAAACUCUGUCACAUCUCCUCACCCAAGAAACCGCCUUGAUCGAUGAUUCUAUCGAUUGGCUUUCGGAGGUAAGUAGAUCGGCUGGAGGAAAACUCACAACGACAACAUCCACCUGCACCAGCAACAGCGAGAGCAGUAACGAGAACGCCAACAACGAAAACCAGAGUCCGAACCCGAAUCUGGACCAGAAUCCUCUCAAUCCUGGCGAGUUCGAAACCCCAAUCUGCUCAACUUCCACACAUCCACAGCAAAAUGCAACCCAACCCUCAAAUCCCAUCCAACCUCUCUCUUUUCCCCCCAACGACACAACCACCCUCAUCAAAACAACAAAUCGACUUCUCACUGUAAUCAGACAGCUCAAGGAGUCUUACCACGAUUUUGUAUUUGCACAGCGGGAUCUGGAUAGCUACUCGGAAGAAGACCAAGAACACCACCCACAAGAAGAAAGUCGGCAAGAAGAUAACACCUCAGAACAAAACUCCCCAGAAGAAAAGCCCCAAGAAAAAAGCCCUUCAGAAGAAAACCCUUCAGAAGAAUACUCUUCAGUAGAAAGGCCCAAAGAAGAGAACCAACCAGAAGAAAGCCCACAAGAAGAUCACCCUCCAGAAAAACACCUUCAAGAAGAAAGCCCUUCAGAAGAAAACCUUUUGGUACCAGAAGCAAAUCCUCAAGAAGAGAACCAACCACAGGAAGAACACCACCCUUCCGAAGACCACCCAGGAAAAGGACACCCAGAUGAUCAAGACAGUCCAGAAAAUAGGCACCGGGAAGAACAACCCUCUCUCGAAGAAAACCCCCAAGAAGCCUCAUCAUCAUCCUCCUCCUCCCCCGCCUCCCCCUUCCCAUCCCCAUCCUCAUCCCCUUUAUCAGCCAACCCCGAAACAUCAAAGAAGACAUAGACAUCGAUCUCUUAGCGAAUCAAUUCAAAGGCUUGGUUAGAGCGGAGAGGGUCUUGCAGGUGUUGAGGGGGAAGGUGUUGAGGUUGAUGUUGGGGGCUUGGAUUGGUGAGUUUGAG